AUCACCUGGAGUUCUUUAAGAGAAUAUGAGAAGCUUCGUGCCUUGGAUUGGGUUUCCCCUUCAUAUAGGCCACUGCAGCCCCCAUGGCUGCUGAAGGGCAAAAGGAAACACUGCCAGUUUUGCAGUCUUUCCCAGUUGUUAACAUUUCAUUCUACUUUCACUCUGUGUUUCAUGUUUCGUUAAAUAGUCUGCAGGGUUCUUGCAAGGAGGACUCAGUGGCUGUUGAGGAUGUGGCUGUGGACUUUACACAGGAAGAGUGGGCAUUGCUGGAUCAUUCUCAGAGGCAACUCUACAGAGAUGUGAUGAUGGAAAUCUUCAGAAGCCUGGCCUCAGUAGCUUCUCAAAACCUUAUUGACGGAGACAAGCUAUCCACUGAAAAUAUAAUGGUACGAUUCAUGAAAAAUGACACCUGGUCCUCCAUGGUAGGAGAAAUCUGUGAAUUGCCUGUCACUGAAGAUCAGAAUAACAACCAGAAAACACAUGUGAGCAUCAUGCUGCCUAUUUUUAACAGGAGGCGUAUGUUAGAGAACCUCUGUGAAAGUAAUGAAGACAAUCAUUGUGGCCAGACCUUCAGCCAGAUUCCGGAUCUUUCUGUGCUCAAAAGAACUCCUAUGGAAGCAUAUCCUUCUGAAUGCCUUGAGUAUGGAAAAUCCUUGAUGAAUCAUUCAUCACUUAAGCAUCAUAUCAAAUCUCUCUCUGGAUGCAGUGCCUAUCAGUGUAAGCAAUGUGGAGAAGCCUGCAGUUGUCCCUCUUACCUCAGCACUGCAGUGAGAACUCUUACUGGACAGAAAUCCUAUGAAUGUAAAAAAUGUGGCAAGGCCUUUAGUCAGUCCUCACACCUCAGUUCACAUAUAAGAACUCACAGUGGUGAGAGGCCUUAUGAAUGUAAGGAAUGUGGCAAAGCCUUUAGUCGCUCCUCACACCUCACUUCACAUGUAAGAACUCACAGUGGUGAGAAGCCUUAUGAAUGUAAGGAAUGUGGCAAGACCUUUCGUCACUCAUCAUACCUCACUGUACAUAGGAGAACUCACAGUGGUGAGAGGCCUUAUGAAUGUAAGGAUUGCGGCAAAGCCUUUAGUAACUCCUCAGACCUCACAGUACAUAGGAGAACUCACAGUGGUGAGAGGCCUUAUGAAUGUAAGGAAUGUGGCAAAACCUAUUGUUACUCCUCAAACUACACUGUCCAUAUGAGAACUCACAGUGGUGAGUGGCCUUAUGAAUGUAAGCAAUGUGGCAAAGCCUUUUGUCGGUCCUCAUCCCUCACUUCACAUACCAGGACUCACGGUGGGAGGCCUUAUGAGUGCAAGGAAUGUGGGAAAGCCUUUAGUCGCUCCUCACACCUCACUUCACAUGGAAGAACUCACAGUGGUGAGAGGCCUUAUGAAUGUAAGGAAUGUGGCAAAACCUAUUGUUACUCCUCAAACUACACUAUCCAUAUGAGAACUCACAGUGGUGAGAGGCCUUAUGAGUGUAAGGAAUGUGGCAAAGACUUUCGUCGGUCCUCAUCCCUCACUUCACAUAUCAGAACUCACAGUGGUGAGAGGCCUUAUGAAUGUAAGGAAUGUGGCAAAGCUUAUAGUCACUCCUCACACCUCAGUGCACAUAUGAGAACUCACUGUGGAGAAAGACCUUAUGAAUGUAAGCAAUGUGGCAAAACCUUUCGUCGGUCCUAGCACUUCACUGCAGAUAUAAGAACUCACAGUGGUGAGUGACCUUAUGAAUGUAAGGAAUGCAGCAAGGCUUUUAUCAGUUCUUACAGCUCACUAGACAUAUAAGAAUUCACAGUGGAGAGAGGCCUUAGGUAAGCAAUGUGGGAAAGUCUUUGGUUAUUCUUUAUGCCUCACUGAAUACAUAAGAAAUCACCCUGGAGAGAAAUAUGUUGAAUAUAUGGAAUGUGGGAAAUUUUGUUGUGAUUCCUAAACCUCAGUAAUCAUAAAAAUUCAUGGCUUAGAGAUGCUUUAUAAAUGUAAGUAGUUUGUCCAUGUAAAUGAAUUAUGAUGAAGAAACAACCAAUGGUUAAUUGCAGACAUUCACUUCACCCUUUAAGCCGCUACAAAUAAGGUCAGUUUCCUACCAGAACAACCCAGAUCUUCAUUGUCCCUCAAAACGAAAAUUUCUCCAGUUGUCCAUAAAUUAUCUGUUGGGGUUUUUGAAGUUAGGAUCCAAAGCAUAUUUCCACAUUACCUUUUUAUUUCUAGAUCUGCUUAAUCUGUCUUACAUAGAACAUUCUUCGGCUUGUCUUGUAAAUGUUAAAAUGUUUAGCAUUCUGGUACAGGCAAACCUGUGAUAGCCAGCACACAUGUAAGUCAGAAACCAGAGAAGAAAAACUCAUUGGGUGUUUAUGAUGUAGGAUUCUUAAUAGAGAGCAAAAGGAAAGUGAUAAGCACCCAGUAAAAGGUGGAAAAUACAGAAGACCUGGUAAAACAAGGCACUCCCAUCGCACUCUGGCUCUCUCAGGUUUUACUGUAUUUGUGUUAUUAUGAUUUUGUUUAAUUAGUCUUAUGUAUUUUUUGUAAUACAUUGAGUCUUGCACAGUUCUAAUAGAAAUGUAAUGCACAUAAAAGAUGUAAUUUAAAAUAUUUUAGCCUUAUUAGACACAUAAAAAUGUAAAUUUGAAAUUUGUAAUGAAGAAUCUUAUUUAAUCCAAUAUGUCCAUUUAUUGUCAAGGUAAAAAUUAUAAAUGAAAUUAAGCAAUAUGAAUUUAUGAGACAUUCAUAUUUCCUUUUUUGGUACUCCAUCUUCCAGAAUCCAGAAGCAGUACGUUUCAUAAAUGUUAUUGUUGAAAAGUAGACUCACAAUUCCAGGUUGCUCCAAGCAUACUUUUCUAAUAAUUAAAUCAAGUUUAUUGUUAUAUUUAAAUUAAUAAAAAUUAGAGUUUAUUCAGUUUCUUAGUUUCAUCAACCAGAUAGAUUGUUGAUACCUUAUUAGUGUUAUAAUGCAAAAGAAGUCCCUGGAUUACUUUGUACUUUCCUGUUCCAGAUCUGGAAUCAACCCUUUCUCCCCAAACGUCUGGUUCCUUUUUAAAAACCAAGGUGUGUGAAAUACAUGGGCUCGGUGAUCAACCAGAACCUGUUCCCAUUGAGUCAGUUUUGUCUCGGCCUUCCAGUGAGCAUAGAAAAUAGAUUAUUUCUUACAUAGUAAAUUCAUGCUUAUUCCUAAUAACAAAUGUAAGGUUAUAUAUGUAUUUAUAUAAAUAAAUAUAUAAAUGUAUAAAUUAUAUACAUAUAUAUACAAGAAAUGGUGCCGGACAAUGUUAAAUAUGCAAAAUUGUGCUGGACAGUGUUAAAUAGGGGAUCUAGGCUUUAUUCUGCCUGUUGCAAUAGGAAGGAGUCUUCAGGAUAGGUCUGAAUUCAGCCCCAAAGGGUAAGGUGAGGCAAGAGGUUUUUUAUGAGUUCUGGGUGUCAUGGGGCACUGGAAACUUACUAGUUUGAAGCUGGCAAGCAAAAACAUGCCAGGAAGAUGGGUUUCAAGCAAGAAUUGUAAUAGUUUUCAGAAAUGUUUCCUCACGGCUGAUUUAUUAGGCUAAAGCAGGGAAGAUUCCCGGGAUAAAAGUAAAUGGGCAAAUGUCACUUUCUGUUAUUUUGUAUUUGCAUUUCUUUUAAUAAAAACCUUGG
Trichechus manatus latirostris (Florida manatee) is the source of this 3614-nucleotide messenger RNA. RefSeq names its product zinc finger protein 77-like. Gene Ontology annotation, biological process: regulation of transcription by RNA polymerase II. Bases 84 to 1673 code for a protein of 529 amino acids. NCBI's taxonomy places the organism in Eukaryota, Metazoa, Chordata, Mammalia, Sirenia, Trichechidae. Gene Ontology annotation, cellular component: nucleus. The transcript has 5 exons. Gene Ontology annotation, molecular function: RNA polymerase II cis-regulatory region sequence-specific DNA binding; DNA-binding transcription factor activity, RNA polymerase II-specific. The record is from RefSeq and is a predicted model, not a curated record.